AUGACAUGCUCGAAUAGCUUGGUUUUAGGCUAUUUUUACAUCUUCGCUAGCAUAGCCUGGGGUAGCUGCUUUAUCUGGUGAAUCAUAAAUACCUGAAAAAUAAACUGACGAUUCACCAAGCCUCUGCAAAAAGUGAUAGUUUUGGUUUUAUGCUUCAAGACUUUCAAUGAUAUUUUUUUAUCUCCUAGAUAUUUUACAUGCCAAGAAUCAGCUGCUUAUGACUAUUGAGAUUUGGCUUGAAGUUCGACAUAUACGCUUUACAACACCUUUAUUUUCACAUCCUUAAUUUUAAUUAGUAAAGGGUUUGGGAUCACUAGGGAUAUGCUAGAAAGAAGUGAAGUCACAGUUAUUGCAAUGACGAUGGGAGCCGUUUAUUUAGGAUUUAGUGCAUUUAUGAUCAACCCACAGCAGUUGAUUAUUUUACUGGACAUAAUGCUCUCUAUAUUAUUUUACCUUACCUGAAAAUACUGUUCUGCGAACAUAAAGGCUUUGCAAACCCGAUUGAAUUCUUUGAGAGAUUCCAACAUAACUCAAAUGAUUCCGCCAACAUCGGAGAAAGUUUCUAUGCUCAAAUUUUUCUUGAAAGUUUGCUAUUUUUUUUAUUUUCAAAAAAUUUUGACAAUUACAUUUCUGAUGAUAGUUGCAAGCUUUUUAGAUCCUCCUGAGAUAUAUUGAGAUAUUGUUGUCAUUUUUGGUGAGGUGUGUGAGACUAUUAGCUUGUUUAUAAUAAUUUAUUUGUUUAGAUCCAAAGACAGAGGACUUUACUUCAACAUAUCUGUUGUAGGAAGUCAAGCUCAGACUCAGCCGCUCGCUCCAUAUUUACAAGCAAAGAUACCAGAUGGACUGGAGCUGCCUGAAAGAAGUGACGAAACAGUUGUAGUCUUAUGCCCACAAGAGUUCGAUAGAGAGCAUCCAUAUAAGCGAUUAAUGUUAGGAACAAUAUCAAAACCUGUUGUGCAGACUUUUGACAUUGCAAGAUAG
This is a messenger RNA of Blepharisma stoltei, 981 nucleotides long. Lineage: Eukaryota; Ciliophora; Heterotrichea; Heterotrichida; Blepharismidae. The record is from the annotation of a GenBank genome assembly.